AUGUUUCAAAACGACCGAUUUCAAGAAUUAAAAAUGUAUUCAGGUGUUGGACAUAAUUGUAAUGCUUUGUUUAUUCAUACAGAUGCUGUUGUUGCACAUUUAGCUGCGAAAUCCUGUCUGACCAUGGAACAAGUUUUAGAUCCAUCAGAUAAUAAAUCAAGUACUGUACGACCGAUACAUGGUGAGACACAAUUAAUUGCCUAA
Messenger RNA from Schistosoma rodhaini, 204 nucleotides. The record is from the annotation of a GenBank genome assembly. NCBI's taxonomy places the organism in Eukaryota, Metazoa, Platyhelminthes, Trematoda, Strigeidida, Schistosomatidae.